Globicephala melas (long-finned pilot whale) is the source of this 3096-nucleotide messenger RNA. RefSeq names its product activin A receptor type 1 (gene ACVR1). Lineage: Eukaryota; Metazoa; Chordata; Mammalia; Artiodactyla; Delphinidae. Gene Ontology annotation, biological process: cellular response to growth factor stimulus; transforming growth factor beta receptor signaling pathway; heart development. The record is from RefSeq and is a predicted model, not a curated record. Gene Ontology annotation, cellular component: BMP receptor complex; plasma membrane. Gene Ontology annotation, molecular function: ATP binding; transmembrane receptor protein serine/threonine kinase activity.
GCGCCGCGCCGCGCCGACCUGCAGCGCCCGGCUGGCUCGCACUCCGCCUCCCCCGGCUCGGCCCCCCGCCGCCGCGGGACCAGAGCCCCGAGCCGCUUGUGAGCGUCACAUUGCCAGCGCCAGAGCUACUGGAGAAUUCUCAUUAUUCCAGGAGACUCUGGGAGCGCCUCUCCCACCUCCAAGGCUCCAGGAGCAAGUGAGCGGAGCUCUGAGGAAGAGCCACUGCUGGAAGGACUGCGGGAGGAGAUGCCCCGGAGCCGGCUCUAAGGUGACACUCUUAUACGCGUAGAACCUCCGAGAGGGGUUGCCUGGUACAGGGUGGUGCUUUCCAGUUAUUUGCUUUGGGACUGACUGUUGGAGGGAUCCCUACAUUUUCUGGAUUUCCUAAUGUCUGACUUCGAAGGUUGUGGGGAGAGGACUGAGUCCCAGGUAGUUUGGAGCAAGCUGUCCUUGGGUUCUCUCUCUGCUUGUUGACCAUAGAAGAGACAUAACUAUUGUCACAUAAUGGCUGAUUUUUGUCCCCCUUGGAGGUGGUGGUUUUGUACAAUGGUAGAUGGAGUGAUGAUUCUUCCUGUGCUAAUGAUGAUUGCUUUCCCUUCCCCUAGUAUGGAAGAUGAGAAGCCCAAGGUUAACCCUAGACUUUACAUGUGUGUGUGUGAAGGCCUCUCCUGUGGAAAUGAGGACCACUGUGAAGGCCAGCAGUGCUUUUCCUCACUGAGCAUAAACGAUGGCUUCCACGUCUACCAGAAAGGCUGCUUCCAGGUCUAUGAGCAGGGGAAGAUGACCUGUAAGACCCCGCCGUCACCCGGCCAAGCUGUGGAGUGCUGCCAAGGGGACUGGUGUAACAGGAACAUCACCGCCCAGCUGCCCACUAAAGGGAAAUCCUUUCCUGGAACCCAGAAUUUCCACUUGGAGGUUGGCCUCAUCAUUCUGUCUGUAGUGUUUGCAGUCUGCCUUCUAGCCUGCCUGCUGGGAGUUGCUCUCCGAAAAUUUAAAAGGCGCAACCAAGAACGCCUCAACCCCAGAGAUGUGGAGUAUGGCGCCAUCGAAGGGCUCAUCACCACCAAUGUCGGAGACAGCACGUUAGCAGAUUUAUUGGAUCAUUCGUGUACGUCGGGAAGCGGCUCUGGUCUUCCUUUUCUGGUACAAAGAACGGUAGCCCGUCAGAUCACACUGCUGGAGUGUGUUGGGAAAGGCAGGUAUGGUGAGGUGUGGAGGGGCAGUUGGCAGGGGGAGAAUGUCGCUGUGAAGAUCUUCUCCUCCCGGGAUGAGAAGUCGUGGUUCAGGGAAACAGAGUUGUACAACACUGUGAUGCUGAGGCAUGAAAAUAUUUUAGGUUUCAUUGCUUCAGACAUGACAUCAAGACACUCCAGUACACAGUUGUGGUUAAUCACACAUUAUCAUGAAAUGGGAUCGCUGUAUGACUACCUUCAGCUUACUACUCUGGAUACAGUGAGCUGCCUGCGAAUAGUGCUGUCCAUAGCUAGUGGUCUCGCACAUUUACACAUAGAGAUCUUUGGGACCCAAGGGAAACCAGCCAUUGCUCACCGAGAUUUAAAAAGCAAAAACAUCCUGGUUAAGAAGAAUGGACAGUGUUGCAUAGCAGAUUUGGGCCUGGCAGUCAUGCAUUCCCAGAGCACCAAUCAGCUCGACGUGGGGAACAACCCCCGUGUGGGCACCAAACGCUACAUGGCCCCCGAAGUUCUAGAUGAAACCAUCCAGGUGGAUUGUUUCGAUUCUUAUAAGAGAGUCGAUAUUUGGGCCUUUGGACUUGUCUUGUGGGAAGUGGCCCGGCGGAUGGUGAGCAAUGGUAUUGUGGAGGAUUACAAGCCACCGUUCUAUGAUGUGGUUCCCAAUGACCCAAGUUUUGAAGAUAUGAGGAAGGUGGUCUGUGUAGAUCAACAGAGGCCCAACAUACCCAACAGAUGGUUCUCAGACCCGACAUUAACCUCCCUGGCCAAGCUGAUGAAAGAAUGCUGGUAUCAAAAUCCAUCUGCCAGACUCACAGCCCUGCGUAUCAAAAAGACUUUGACCAAAAUUGAUAAUUCCCUAGACAAAUUGAAAACUGACUGUUGACAUUUUCACGGUGUCAAGAAGGAAGGUCUGACGUUGUCCAGCUGGGACCUAAUGCUGACCUGACUGGUUGUCAGAACAGAAUCCAUCUGUCUCCCUCCCCAAAUGACUGCUUUGACAAGGCCGACAUCUUACCCGGCUGUGUGCUGGGGAGACACCAAAACCACCCUAACCUCGCUCAAUGACUGUGAACUGGGCAUUUCACAAACUGUUCACGCUGCAGAGACUCAUGUUGGACAGACACUGUUGCAAAGGUAGGGAACUGGAGGAACACAGAGAAAUCCUAAAAGAGAUCUGGGCAUUAAGACAGUGGCUUUGCAUAUCUUCACAGGUCUCCUAGACACUCCCCACGGGAAACUCAAGGAGGUGGUGAAUUUUUAAUCAGCAAUAUUGCCUGUGCUUCUCUUCUUUAUUGCACUAGGAAUUCUUUGCAUUCCUUACUUGCACUGUUACUCUUAAUUUUAAAGACCCAACUUGCGGAAACAUUGGCUCCGUACUCCACUGGUCUGUCUUUGGAUAAUAGGAAUUCAAUUUGGCAAAACAAAAUAUAAUGUCAGACUUUGCUGCAUUUUACACAUGUGCUGAUGUUUACAAUGACGCUGAACAUUAGGAAUUGUUUAUACACAACUUUGCAAAUUAUUUAUUACUUGUGCAGUAGCAGUUUUUACAAAACUGCUUCAUGCAUAUGUUAAAGCUUAUUUUUAUGUGGUCUUAUGAUUUUAUUACUGAAAUGUUUUUAACACUAUACUCUGAAAUGGACAUUUUCUUUUAUUAUCCGUUAAAUUCACAUUUUAAGUGCUUCACAUUUAUGUGUGUAGACUGUAACUUUUUUUUUCAGUUCAUAUGCAGAACGUAUUUAGCCAUUACCCAUGUGACACCACCGAAUAUAUUACUGAUUUAGAAGCAAAGAUUUCAGUAGAAUUUUAGUCCUGAACGCUGUGGGGAAAAUGCGUUUUCUUCAGAAUUAUCCAUUAUGUGCAUUUAAACUCUGGCAGAAAAAAAUAACUAUUUUGUUUUAAUCUA